Labrus mixtus (cuckoo wrasse) is the source of this 2571-nucleotide messenger RNA. It is a transcript of the gene btbd3b, whose product is annotated as BTB (POZ) domain containing 3b. The transcript has 4 exons. Gene Ontology annotation, biological process: cerebral cortex development; dendrite morphogenesis; neurogenesis. Bases 573 to 2138 code for a protein of 521 amino acids. Gene Ontology annotation, cellular component: cytosol. NCBI's taxonomy places the organism in Eukaryota, Metazoa, Chordata, Actinopteri, Labriformes, Labridae. The record is from RefSeq and is a predicted model, not a curated record. Gene Ontology annotation, molecular function: protein binding.
GAACGAGAGGCUGAGGAGAGCAGCGCAGCAUCUGCGGCUCCAGCAUCCUGCCGAGGACUCUGCUCCAUGGAGGAGAAAAAGGAGAAGUGUAGGGGAGAAAAAAAACCAUCCGCAGCCGAGGGGAGACUGACAGAGGAAGAGACGCACGGGAGGAGUAAGAGCGGGAAAUGAAAGGAACUGAGGGAACAUCGCUGCCUGUGAGAGGACCACUGCAGCUGCACUAAAUCUGGGGCUGUCAGGCCAACCCUCAGCAAAGCAGUGAGUGAGAGAGGAAGAGGAGCAGAGGAGGAAAAGGAGUGAUUUUAAGGAGCUGAUCUCAUCGUACUGGACGGGCAGAUAUGGAAAGCCAAAGAGCGCCUGAAUCAGCGGAUCAAACUUCACACAGGAAAAGUGCUUUUGGAUCUCCUGUGUGAACCUGAGUGAAGUAAAGGGAGAACAGAAGAGAGUCCCCCCCUGCAAGGUGAAACCUCUUACUCUGCUGUCCUGUCCCCCUCUGUCCCCCCUCCACCUGCCUGCUCCUGGUGAAUGUCUUCUCUGCAUGCACUCGCACUGCUCGGCAGUUGAACACACUCAUGGUCGAUGCCAAAGGAAGGAACAUGAAAUGUCUGACUUUCUUCUUGAUGCUUCCCGAGUCGGUGAAAAGCAAGUCGAGUAAGAGCUCCAAGAAAGGGAAUGCCAGCGGGAGCUCCAAGCUGCCCCCGGUCUGCUAUGAGAUAAUCACUCUGAGGAGCAAGAAGAAGAAGAAGAUGGCAGCGGACAUUUUUCCCACCAAAAAGCCGGCGUCCACCACCACCACCACCACCACCGUGCAGCAGUACCAGCAGCAGAACCUGAACAACAACAACACCAUACAGAACUGCAACUGGCAAGGACUCUACUCCACCAUCAGAGAGAGAAACUCAGUAAUGUUCAACAAUGAGCUGAUGGCAGACGUUCACUUCGUGGUGGGUCAGACGGGACGGACCCAGCGGCUGCCAGGACACAGAUAUGUUCUGGCUGUCGGCAGCUCCGUGUUUCACGCCAUGUUUUAUGGGGAACUGGCUGAGAACAAGGAUGAAAUCCAUAUUCCAGAUGUGGAGCCAGCAGCAUUUCUGGCGAUGCUGAAAUACAUUUACUGCGAUGAGAUCGACCUGAGUGCUGACACCGUGUUAGCCACUCUUUACGCUGCCAAGAAGUACAUCGUCCCUCACCUGGCACGCGCCUGCGUCAACUUCCUGGAGACCAGCCUGAGUGCCAAAAACGCCUGUGUGCUGCUCUCCCAGAGCUGUCUGUUCGAGGAGCCCGAGCUGACGCAGCGCUGCUGGGAGGUGAUUGAUGCCCAGGCCGAGCUGGCGUUACGCUCCGAGGGCUUCUGCGACAUCGACUCUCAGACCCUGGAGAGUAUCCUGCAGCGGGAGACACUCAACGCUAAAGAGAUAGCGGUGUUUGAGGCGGCGCUCAGCUGGGCCGAGGCUGAGUGCCAGAGACAGGAGCUCACCUCCUCCACUGAUAACAAGCGGAAGGUUUUGGGGAAGGCCAUGUUCCUGAUUCGUAUCCCGACAAUGGCUCUGGAUGAUUUUGCCAACGGGGCGGCCCAGUCGGGCGUGUUGACGCUCACUGAGACCAAUGACAUCUUCCUGUGGUACACAGCGGCCAAGAAACCGGAUCUGGAGUUCGUCAGCCAGCCGAGGAAGGGUCUGACACCCCAGCGCUGCCACAGAUUCCAGUCCUGUGCCUACCGGAGCAACCAGUGGCGUUACAGGGGCCGCUGUGACAGCAUUCAGUUUGCAGUGGAUAAAAGAGUUUUCAUCGCCGGGUUUGGUCUGUACGGGUCGAGCUGCGGCUCGGCAGAAUACAGUGCAAAGAUUGAGCUGAAACGCCAGGGAGUACUUCUGGGACAAAACCUCAGCAAAUACUUCUCUGAUGGAUCCAGCAACACCUUCCCAGUUUGGUUCGAGUAUCCGGUGCAGAUCGAGCCCGACACCUUCUACACGGCCAGCGUGGUUCUGGACGGGAACGAGCUGAGCUACUUUGGACAGGAGGGGAUGACAGAGGUGCAGUGUGGGAAGGUGACCUUUCAGUUUCAGUGCUCCUCAGACAGCACUAACGGCACGGGGGUGCAAGGGGGACAGAUUCCUGAGCUCAUCUUCUACGCUUGACGGCUCCACUGCGAGCACUAGACUCAUUUCAGUGCACUUAUGGAAAAUAGAAAAUGUUCACUUUGUGCAUAGUGUCACUUUCUGUUAUCUAUUUUGCCACUUAAAAAAAAACUCUUGUUUGGUUUUAAAUUUAGAAUUUGGUCCUCUUGAGUUGGACCAUAUUUAUGUUUCUGAGUCCUAAAAAAAAAAAAAGUGUCUCGCACUUGAUGUGUAAAUAUGAAAAUAUGUAAAUUCUGAAAUGUAUAUGAUGCCACAAAUGGGGUCAACGCUGGCCACAGAAAUAUCUUAUAUAAUGAAUAUGCUACGAUAUGUUUAUUGUUUCUAUGCUUGCAUAGAAUGCACAUAUAGAGCAGCAAUACUUCACAUUCUGUAUCCAACAACAAGCAUUUCAUGUCAGGACUCUGGAUCAUUAAAGCAUUUCAAAGAUUCCUAA